AUGGCCGCCCAAGUGAAAGGCGAAAAGCCUCACGACCUAAACUGCCUCACCAUUGCCGAGCUCGAAAAGCACGCUGAACUCCGCAUGAACAAGCAGACACGCGACUACUACAACGAAGGCGCCGACUCCGGAUCCACUCUCAGAGAGAACACCACCGCCUACGGCAAGUACCGCAUAAGGCCCCGAGUCCUGCGGGACAUAUCUCUCAUCGACAGUUCCGUCUCAAUAUGGGGUGCUUGCAACUCGGUACCCAUUGGCGUUGCUCCAACCGCCAUGCAGUGUUUGGCCCAUCCAGACGGAGAGAUCGCCACGGCCAAAGCGUGCAAAGAGGCAGGCAUAGCAAUGGGUCUGUCCUCCUUCGCGACCUCAACCAUCGAAGACGUCGCCUCAAACAUUGACGGCCAUCCUCUGAUCUUCCAACUCUACCUCUUCGAAGAGCGUGAACACUCUCGGAAGCUGAUACAACGCGCCAAGAAAGCCGGCUACAAGGCAAUCUUCCUGACCGUCGACACCCCCAUGCUAGGCCGCCGAAACAUGGAGAUACGCAACCAGUUCAAAUUGCCCAAACCAUACAAGCUUGCCAACUUUGCCGAGGACUCCGGUUCCUCUGCGUCAGAGACGGUCAUGGAUGGAUCGACGCCGAAGUCAGAGCAGGGAGAGGAAAAGAAAAGCAACGGCACAAAAGGAUACCAUGAUGGCAAGAGACGGCAAGCGCCUACAGGGCCGGUGUCAUUCCAUACACAUGCGCCCAAUCCGACACUGAGCUGGGAGCGUGAUAUCGGUUGGUUGAAGGAGCAAUGUUCGCCGGAGAUGGAGGUGUGGGUGAAGGGGAUUGCUACGGCAGAAGAUGCGCACUUGGCUGUACAUCACGGCGUUGAUGGGAUCGUUGUUUCGAAUCACGGGGGAAGACAACUCAAUGGUACAUUGGCGACGCUGGAUGCCCUACCGGAUGUCGUGGAGGCGGCUAGAGGAAAGAUACCCGUACAUGUGGACGGAGGAAUACGACACGGUACCGAUGUCUUCAAGGCACUGGCCUUGGGUGCGGAUUUCGUGUGGGUGGGUCGGCCGGUGCUGUGGGGGCUGGCGUAUAAAGGGCAAGAAGGGGUCGAGCUCUGCUUGAGAUUGCUGAGCGAUGAAUUCAGGCUGUGUAUGGGGUUAGCGGGGACGGUGAAGGUAGAGGACAUAACAAAGGAGUAUCUGGUCAAGAUUGACAAAAGCGGCUUCACCAGUCGCCUCUAA
This is a messenger RNA of Letharia columbiana, 1239 nucleotides long. RefSeq lists its product as uncharacterized. The record is from RefSeq and is a predicted model, not a curated record. The coding region runs from base 1 to 1239 and encodes 412 amino acids. The transcript has a single exon. Lineage: Eukaryota; Fungi; Ascomycota; Lecanoromycetes; Lecanorales; Parmeliaceae. Gene Ontology annotation, molecular function: oxidoreductase activity; FMN binding.